Messenger RNA from Nylanderia fulva, 2162 nucleotides. RefSeq lists its product as uncharacterized. Lineage: Eukaryota; Metazoa; Arthropoda; Insecta; Hymenoptera; Formicidae. The record is from RefSeq and is a predicted model, not a curated record.
GAGCCGUCGAGGAACUCGAAUUGUAUGCAAAUCUCGUUGCACGCGACAUAUGCACGAGGUUUUCGAAGAUCUUCAUUACAGAAAUCUGAGAGAAACUACGUACGAUCUGCACGGAAAAUACCUACUUUCGCGCUGCAAAGUGCGUAAAUCGCUGGAAAAUCGAUAAUUAAAAAAAAAGCUCGAAAUUGUGUUCUACCAAUUGGCCAGAGUGAAAAUUCGGUGGAAUAAAUGUCUCGUGAAUUUGAUCUCACGCGGAGAAUUUGCAUGUGAGGACGAGCACGUUGCCGUGAUUAAUCGCAGUUGAAAACAAGAAAGAGCUCGGCUCUGAAAGUUUAACGAAGAAAAUCCAAAAAGAACACGGGGACGUGAUUCGACUGAUAGAAGAUCGAGACUGACGAACUUCGGACCACUAGUGAAUUUCCGGGAAUACGCUGGCGUGCUGCUGACAGAGAAAAAUCGAUCUUUAAGUGUCUCUUCAACUCUCGUUGUACGAUAAAGAAUAUAUACCACCGAAACAGCUAUAAGAUAUAUUUGAUUAUAAUGAAAGUGUAGUUAGGAAAAAUAUGUAUAUAUUUCAAAAAAUUAACGUGUUACUCGGAGUAAUCGAUGAAUCUAGUUUUCAUUGACUACAUAAUUUAUUAUCAAGUAUAUUUAAUAUAUAAUAUAAAAAAGACUAUUUCCUUUCCUUUUAAUCUUAGUUUUUUUAAACAGAAGAUUUCAUAGUUUCUCGAAUCAUUUUACAACGGCAAUUAAAAUACCUGCUCGUUGAUAUGCAGACGAAGAGAGUGGAUAUCAAAUUCACCGGAAACUUUAUGUAGAACGCUUGGAAAUUUUGUACAAAAGUACCGUAACGUCAAACAUCCACACAAAGGAUAUCACGCCGGCAAACUACAAAACGUCAAACUACCGAAUGUGUUCGGUGAAGGAGCUAGUCUGGUGGAAGUUAGCGUGCACGAGGGUUAAUACUCGUAUCCCUCCAACUAGAACAACAUCGAGGAGAAUACACGAAGUUGGCCAAGCAUGAACAAGGGGAGAUCCGGUGUGACAACUACCCGGAAAAUUUUCAUAGAGCCCGCAUCACGAAGAUAUUACGAGCUAUAAAUUAAUUUCCAGUUGCAGAACAAAGGAAAAUGUCGGGCGGGGUGAGAGCUGGUCGAACCACCAUGCCGACGAUUCCGCACUCCAAAAGGCCUACUAUCUUGGUAUAUCCAACGGUAACGCCGGAGAGCAUAAUAAUACCCAUCGUCUCUUGCAUUCUGGGGUUUCCAUUGCUGGCAUUAAUGGUAAUUUGCUGCCUACGCAGAAGAGCUAAACUCGCCAGGGAACGAGCCCGGCGUAGAAACUGUGAUUUGGAUCAUGGCGCACUGAGCCUUGUUCGUUUCAGCCCGGUUCAUCGUCUAGCUGGUGUCGACCGUCCGGCACGUACCGUAUCUUUGAAAAGCGAUCGAGGUUCUCGAAGUUUCCCAUCUCUGGAGCUGGACACCGUCGUCGAGGAACGUUCCGAUCCCGAGCAGAGCACCGCCCUGGAAUUGAGUAGUCCAGAUUAGCAUCCGGUUUUAGCACCGUCAAGAUCUCCACAGCCAUCGAAAUCCUUGGCGGUGCCGUUGCCUGUAGAUCAUAGUCCAUUAUGGACAGCUUUGACGCACGCUAAUGCAGUCUCUGCAGCCUUGGGAGAUACCUAGCAGGAGGUGGAAGACGGCGGCUAUAUUGAAGCUCUCGUCCUAGAUCUGCCAAUCAUUUACUAGCCAGUCUCUCCGAAUGAAUACCUCAUUAAAGAAUCCAGGAACGAGGCUGGAUAAUUUACUCAAAACUAUCAAAUUGCGGUAACAAUUACGCGAAAUAGCAGGAAACAUACUCUUCUAUAUCAAGAGAAAUAAAUAAAAUAAACUGUAUGAGAAAAUAUUCUUCAAGAGCAUCAUAUGAUCUUUGCGUGUAAGUGCGACAAAGCAUAGCGAUGUAUAUGUAAAAUUUUAUACAACUAUUUGCUCGCGACAUUUGCGAGUAGAGCUUUUUACACGAUAAUUAUUAUCUAGAAUGUAUGCGAUAGUUGUAGAAAGUAGCUGGUCUACGAUACAAAUGUGUUAAUGUAAAUACAGAUUUGUUAAUGUACAAACAAAAACGAAAUUAUAUUAAUAAAAUAUUAUUCGUAAAUGUAUUAUAUA